Molecule: messenger RNA, 1650 nt
Organism: Saxophila tyrrhenica
Lineage: Eukaryota; Fungi; Ascomycota; Dothideomycetes; Mycosphaerellales; Extremaceae
Exons: 2
Coding region: 1-1650 (549 amino acids)
Molecular function (GO): FAD binding; oxidoreductase activity
Source: RefSeq, a predicted model, not a curated record
AUGGCGGAUUUGAACCUGCUGAGGGAGAUCGUUGGCCCCGAGCGUGUAUUGGAAGCUGGCACUGAUGCGUACUCAAAAGCUGUAUUCAUCGGAAACUUGAACUAUCGAAUGACCAUGCCGGCUGCUGUCGUGCAAGCAACUUCUGUUGAGAACAUACAAGCCACGAUUAGCUUUGCGAGACGGAACCAUGUCUGUCUGACUGUCAAGAACGGCGGCCACUCCUACAUGGGGUACUGCUUAAACGAAGGCGGAAUCGUCCUCGAUCUGAGCCCCAUGAAGGGAUGUUACGUCGACACCGGCAAUAUGAGAAUCAGUAUGGAAGGCGGCUUGACCUGGAAAGAGGUCUACUACAAGUACUUCGACGAUCCUCGGGAUAUCGUGAUCGGCGGGCAGUGUCCCACUGUAGGUGUGAGCGGAUUUACUCUCGGCGGUGGCCUGAGCCCGUUCUCUCGCAGCUAUGGUCUGGCUUGUGACAACCUACUCCAGAUGACGAUCGUCACUUACGAAGGAGAAGUUGUGACCGUAUCUCGCAACGAGAAAGAAGAGCGGAAGCGCGAGCUGUUCUGGGCUUUGGCAGGUGGUGGCGGUAGCAAUUUUGGAGUCACGGUGAAUAUGACCUGCGAAAUCCACAAGCUCAGAGACCCACAGGGCACUGUGGUUUGCGGCCAGCUCUCAUGGAAUCUGCCCCAGCAGAAGGAUGCUUUUGACAGCAUGAUGAACUGCUUCAACACUACGAAGUGUCCAGACGAGCUGACAAUCGACGCUCUCUGGACGCAUGGGCAGCAGAAGCAGCUUACUGGAGGCAUGACGGUCAUCUACAACGGCGGAGAGGCUGAAGCGCAAAAGGCACUGGCGCCACUUCUCGAAUUCAACCCUGCGACGACUACUUUGAAGCCGAUGAGAUGGACAGACUGGGUACAUCAGUCCGAGGGCUGGGAUCCAUUCAGCCAAGUGUACCAUCAUCACGCAUCGUUCAUCUUUGCAGAAGGGAGCAUCACGCCAGAGCUGAACUCCAAAAUAUCGAGCCUUGUCGCCGAAGCUGUCGAGCUGCUUGGUAUCACGGACAGCAACGGCCCGAACGACCCAAAAUGCCACAUCUUGUGGGAUCACAUCGGUGGUGCCACAACCCGCACCGCUUCUCAGGAAACCCCUUUUUACUGGCGUCAAGGCCAUUACGUCUCCACGAUCAAAGUCCAGUGGACGGACCCAGCGCAAGGCGAGAAGAUGAUGGACUUCACUGCCAAGUGCAAGACGGUGUUGCUGCCGCAUGCGAUCGAGCAGAAAGCUGCGUACCUUAACUACAUUGACGGGACAGUGCCAAACUGGCAGGAAGCCUACUACGGUCACAACUAUCCCCGUCUGCAGAAAGUCAAGACACAGUGGGAUCCAGAGGACUUUUUCUGGAACAUGCAGUCUAUCGAGCCUCUUCGCGAGAGCGGCAAAUCAACUCCAAUAAGCGAGGCGUUGCCUGUUCCUGCUCAAAUAGACAUCCUGGACUUGCCCACUGUGAAGAAGGUUGGGCAAUGGUGGGAAACGUACGCUCCAUUGGUUACGCCAGGUUUGCUGGGCUCUCCCGAGACCGAGGAAGAAGUCUUUAAGAGGGACGCCAAAAUACGCGGAAGUUUGCUACGCGGUGGCUCGAACUUGUGA